GAUUGAAGCUCAAUCGUUCAGGUUCAAUCUCCCCUCCUCAAAUCAAUUGUCGAACCUUGAGGUCUGGUCACAAUCACCAAUCUCCCCUAGACCUCAUCAUCACGAUGGCAGCUUCACUCACCCGGCUGGCCGGCCGCAAUGCCAAACGCCUCUGCCUGCGACCUGCACUCCCAAAAGCCUCUGCGCCACGAGCUUCAGUUCGAGCUUUCUCUGCUGUACCUUCGAGACGAUAUGCAGAGGAAUAUGCUGGUACGAGACUCAUCCCCACCGACGAGCACUUCGCCCAUCCCACCAACCCCGAAGACCCUCAGCAUCUGAAUGUAACCCCCGACUCGAAUUUGGACGGCGAGGCGGUUGAGAAUAGGAAGAUCAGACACUACACUGUGAACUUCGGUCCACAACAUCCUGCUGCUCACGGUGUGUUGCGGUUGAUCCUGGAGCUCAAUGGAGAGGAAAUCGUGCGAUCAGAUCCUCAUGUGGGAUUGCUACAUCGUGGCACUGAAAAAUUAAUUGAGUACAAGACAUAUCUUCAGGCAUUGCCAUAUUUCGACCGACUGGACUACGUCUCUAUGAUGACCAAUGAGCAAUGCUUCUCACUGGCAGUAGAAAAGCUCCUGAAUAUUGAGAUUCCAGAGCGGGCAAAGUGGAUUAGGACGUUGUUUGGUGAAAUCACGCGAAUCCUUAACCAUCUCAUGUCUAUCUUGUCUCAUGCAAUGGAUGUUGGUGCACUUACUCCUUUCUUAUGGGGUUUUGAAGAACGUGAAAAGCUUAUGGAAUUCUAUGAAAGAGUUUCAGGGGCCCGCCUCCAUGCUGCAUAUGUCCGUCCUGGAGGAGUGCACCAAGACUUACCCGUCGGACUUCUCGACGACAUUUAUCAAUGGGCUACCCAAUUCAGUGACCGCAUUGAUGAGACCGAAGAGUUGUUGACCGAUAAUCGAAUCUGGAUUGGCAGGACGAAGGGAGUAGGGGUUGUCUCGGCGGCUGAUGCCUUGAAUUAUUCGUUUACUGGGGUUAUGCUGAGAGGCUCUGGUGUUCCAUGGGACGUUAGAAAAAGCCAACCAUACGAUGCGUAUGGAGAGGUUGAUUUCGAUGUACCCGUUGGAGUGAAUGGUGACUGCUAUGAUCGAUACUUGUGUCGGAUGGAAGAAUUUCGGCAAUCCCUCCGGAUCAUCCACCAGUGCCUGAAUAAGAUGCCUGCUGGUCCGAUUCGAGUCGAAGAUUAUAAAAUCUCGCCACCUCCUCGAGCAGCGAUGAAGGAGAACAUGGAGGCCUUGAUCCACCAUUUCUUACUCUUCACCAAGGGAUAUACUGUGCCACCUGGAGAAACAUAUUCAGCAAUUGAAGCUCCCAAGGGAGAGAUGGGAGUUUUCGUUGUUAGUGAUGGGAGUGAGAGGCCUUACAGAUGCAAGAUCCGGGCUCCAGGUUUUGCCCAUCUCGGAGGGUUUGACCAAAUCUCAAGAGGACACUUGCUCGCUGAUGCCGUGGCAAUUAUCGGAACGAUGGACUUGGUGUUUGGUGAGGUCGAUCGAUGAAAAUUGAGUGGAGAGUUGGUGUUGUACAUUUGUCAUUCAAGC
Molecule: messenger RNA, 1574 nt
Organism: Mollisia scopiformis
Lineage: Eukaryota; Fungi; Ascomycota; Leotiomycetes; Helotiales; Mollisiaceae
Product: NADH-ubiquinone oxidoreductase-like protein 49 kDa subunit
Exons: 3
Coding region: 105-1532 (475 amino acids)
Biological process (GO): mitochondrial electron transport, NADH to ubiquinone
Molecular function (GO): quinone binding; NAD binding; NADH dehydrogenase (ubiquinone) activity
Source: RefSeq, a predicted model, not a curated record